Messenger RNA from Colletotrichum godetiae, 177 nucleotides. RefSeq lists its product as uncharacterized. NCBI's taxonomy places the organism in Eukaryota, Fungi, Ascomycota, Sordariomycetes, Glomerellales, Glomerellaceae. The transcript has a single exon. The annotation marks the transcript as partial. The record is from RefSeq and is a predicted model, not a curated record.
UACAGACGUUCAACCUUUUCGGCCGCAGGCUAUGCGGCCUUUCGCCCAUCCUACCCUGCAUCACUCUUCAGGACGGUGCUGGCGUAUCACAACACCCAGUCGACGAGCGGCACGGCGCUGGACCUGGGUUGUGGCCACGGCCUCAUCUCGCGAGAGCUCAGCCCGAGCUUCGCUCGC